Messenger RNA from Linum trigynum, 3990 nucleotides. Lineage: Eukaryota; Viridiplantae; Streptophyta; Magnoliopsida; Malpighiales; Linaceae. The record is from the annotation of a GenBank genome assembly.
CGGCCUCCUAAGACCGUGAACAUGCACCACAAACCAUGAACAUCGAGCAGUCCAGCGAGGUUCGUGAAGUUACUGACGACAAGGCAGUUCACGGUCUCUAAGACCGUGAACUGGGGACAUUGACCGUGAACCCAAGCGAGUGAAGCGGCGCGUUUUGGACGACGCUGAUUUCACGAACGCUUUUAGGUGUUCACGGCCAUGAAUUGGACAACGCGUCCGUGAACUGAUUGCUUUCGGGCAAAUAUGAAGACAACAGCGAGGAGAGAGAAAGGAGAGCUGGUUUUUGGAGAAGACACACUUUCUUUCUCUAAGGUUUCAACCUAAAACACCAAAGGGGAGUUCUAGUGAGAGUGAGAGAGAGAGAGAGAGAGAGUGCUAGAGUGAUCUUGGAGCAUAAUUGGAGGCUUGGGUGGAAGAUUCAAGCCUAGAAGAAGAAGAAGAUCUUGAGCUCAAAGUUGUAACCCCUCUCUCCCUCUCUAGAACCUCACUCUUUUCUCUUGGGUGUUGUAGAUCCCUAACUAAUACUUUGUAAUUACUUGUUUAGAUUGAAUGAUUAAGUGUGGGUUUGCAUCAAUUUGAGUAUUAGAGGUGUUUUCAUGGUGAUUGUGCAUGCUCGUGCGUAGCAAUCUAAGGGUUGUGGAUAAUUGUGCUUAGCACCCUUAGGUUUGUGCAUGUUGGUGCUAGCAAUCUAAUUAGCCACCUUAGCCUAGCUUAGAGAGUAAAAUCCACCUUCCAAGGGAGACUCAAUCAAGUUGGUUUUCCUUCCGCUUUCUAAGCCACCUAAACUUGGUUAGGUUAGGGCAACCCUCAAUAUUGAGUUAAGCAAGUCGAUUAAUCGCGAUUAAGUCAUCCGACCUUAGAGUUGAGUGAGGGAGUAAGUCAACUACCGAUUGUCUAAACCGAGAGGGUCAAGUGACACAACCUUUCAUGCUUACCUCAGUUUAGCAAUUGAGAUUGUGGUCUUCGACCACAUAUGCAUCCCUCUGAGGUUCGCGUUUACCAGUUUGCAUCUAGGUUAGUUGUGAUUAAGCAGCUCAAACUCCGUUUUGAGGGAGAGACCUAGGCAACCACUAGUGAGCGAGCGAGAGGAUCGAUCCCGUGACAAAUCGACCUCCAGUGAAUCCAUCCCGUGACAAAUGGAUCACUAGUUGCUCCUCCUAGUGGUUCCCCUAGACUUGGUGAGUGGAUCGAUCCCGUGACAAAUCGAUCGCUAGUGAAUUGAUGUCGUGACAGAUUGAUCACUAGUUGCUCACCACCCGCGGUUCACAACCACCCAUGCCACACGACUCCCUUCAAUCCAACGAUUCACGAUAGCUAGUUAGGGGGAAGCAAAUCUUGGGUGAAGCUCCCUUAGUUAGAAUUUUCCUUUAUUUACCUUUCUUUGCUUGGUUAGUUUGUAGUUCCAAUAAACCUAACCCCUAAAGUUGCUUGCUAGAUAACAACUUAAUCGAUCGAAGUAGGGGUACAUGGCCCGACCCGGGUUGACAAUUUAAAUACUUGCUCUAUACUGCACCCGGCUAGAGUUUAAAAACUUGGGCUCUAGUCGGGAUUAAUUUGUGGUGUAGUUUCGUGCGAGUCAAGUUUUUUACGCCGUUGUCGGGGAAGCGGUCCAUUAUUUUGAAAAGGUCGCUUAGUGUUAAUCUAGCAUUUUCUAUCUUGCCUUUUUGUUUGUGUUUUGUGUUGUGUUUUGUUUACCCACUCUUCAUCUUGAAGGGUGGUUUGUGUUUGUUUGAUUUUGUUUUUGUGUUUUUGUUUGUGUAGGUUAUGAAUCAUGGAUCCCAAUGGCUUCUACAAUAGGUGGGGGUAUCCACAACCACCCGAAUGGGGGUACCCCGGAGCUUCAUGGAGUGAACAAGAAGGGGGAAGCAUGUGCACAACUUUCUCACAAUCGCCUACCACCAUUGGAAGAAAGAGAGGAAGUCAAAGAGGCAAGCCAUGAUGAUUUUGGAAGAAUGAGCUCCGACAUGGAUUUCCAACCCCUCCCUCCUCCCGGUUUGACACUAGAAGAGAAAGCGACACGAGCCUGUGAAAGCAUUCGCCUCUCAUUAUUGGAGGAGAAAGAGGAGGUUGAAGGGGCGCUCAAUGACAACAGUUUCAAGCAAGAGGAACUCACCUCAGAGAGCUCCCGUGGUGAGGAUGAACAAGAAGGUUGCAUUGAUGACUCCCAUCACUUUCCCCUUCGCUAAAGCAAUUUGAAGACCAAGACACGAGUGAGGAGGAGCAAGAGAAUCACUUCUAUGACUUUGUAUUGCAUUUUGCCCUCAAAUUCGUGCUUGAAGAGAUGAACGGGAAGGAGGAAGAAGUGGUUGAAGAGGAGGAAGUGAGCAUUGACGAGGAGGAAGAUCUUGGGUGUUCCCAAUGGGAGGAAUCAAAUUUUUAAGAAGGAAGGGAGGUUUAAGAUAAAGAAGAAGGUGCAAGUGGAGUCCAAGAUGAGGACAAGGUCGAGAUGGAUGAAGCAUCCACAAGUUACGAGGGCUAUGAAAGCUUUCCACCCGACCUUGAUGCGCUUUUGGAGAAGGAUCCGUUUGUGGCUCUUUGCCAAGUCAAGGCCAAACCAUCGGCGAUCCCUCUUGGUGUAUGCGUUGGAAACCAAUCGAGUUUGCACUACAUGGUAUGGGGCAAAGAGAAGAAAUAAGAAGGAAAAAAGAAGAGGCCUCGUGGGUGGAGCCUCAAAGUCGAUCAAGUUCACGAGCCCUCAAUCAUGGAUUCGUUCAAUGCUCGGGACUAGAGACAUCACCUCACCGAAGAGAACCUCAACUUCAAGGAGGUUCUUGGGUGGACCAAAACUUGAAGAGCAACCGUCUAGCUCAAGACGUUAAAGAAGCGCUUGGUGGGAGGCAACCCAACCAUCAACGGUUUGCAUCUCCUGUCCUUUCAAUAAGACGACCAAUGAAGAUAUUUUGGUGGUGUUUUGCCAUCUCCUUGAUCUUCCGGAUCUCACCCGCCCUCCACUCCCGAUCACCAUCAUUCACACCUUGACCAGUAACAUCGUUUUACCCCUUAUUUUACGCUAUUGAGGGCAAUGUCGAGCUUAAGUGUGGGGGGUAGUCUAUUAUGCAUGUGUGUGUGAAUGUUUGGUGUAAUUCUGAAUGAUUGGAGCCUAGUUGUAUGCCGAAAUUUUCAAAAUUUAAGGGCUCCAAGCAUAACAACUUCUACAUUUGCAUGAUCAUAGUGGCAUAUUGUGGUGAUUUGUUUUGAAUCUCGUGGUUAUUAGCAUUGUCUAUGGAUGAUUUGCCUGAGAUUAUGUGCAACAUAUGAUGACGACUGAUACUUGUAUUAGGUUUGUGCAUAGGUUCUGAUAGGGUAUCCUAGUAACUAAAGAAUUAAUACCAUAACUAAUGACAUGGAGAAGGAAAGAAGACAAGAGGAAAAAGACAAGGCUGGGAGACAAGAGACAAGGCCAGGCACCUGACAUCAGCAAGGACAAGGGGCAGGGGGACACCCUCUGUCAAAAAGGACUAUGUACAGUGUCAGAAGGUCUGAGGCGCCCGACCAUAGCAUUUAUGGCUUGGCAGGCGCCCAGACCACUACCUAACCCCCAAAUGUGUAUAAAUAGGAGUUCUCUCCUCAUAAAUGGCAAUCUAUCUACUCUUACUAUUACUUCUCUCUACUUUCUCUCUCUAUACACUUCUUCUCUUUUCUUGCUUCUGACGAGGCGGGGCGCCUACCCCCUCAAAGUCAUGGCUGACGCCCCAAACCCCUUGGACCCGAGUGACGCCCAGUCGCCCGGGCUCAAACAAUUGGCGACCACCAUGGGGCCAAGCAUGACUUUGAAAGACUCUUCCAACUCAAAGAAGGGGGAAGAAAGAAGUCCGGCACCAACGAAGACCCCUCUCAAGCAAGUGGUUGGUCGUGAAGCGAUCAACCCCCAACCGCUCACCAUCCAAGCCUUAGAAGCGUCCGACGACGACGACCCAUCAGGAGACGGAGAAGGCGCGGAGCGCCUGGAGAGCCAACUAGCGGAGCUUCGAAAAAAACAAGCACUUCAAA